UAGUAGUGAAGCUGCGUUGAAGCGAAUCUGGCGGGUUGCCGACCUGCCUGUCAGAAGUGCUGAGUAGCGGACGUGAUGCUUUCGAGCAUUUCGGGGUGAUUUUGUUCAUUCAUGUUUUACAUCCAUAUCGGCCUAGAAGCCCAGCUCGUUCGUUUAGUUGCUCUAGCAGACGGCAGGGUCUCGUAUAUAGGGCCUUGGGUCUCGUCGGCGCGGGGCAGCUGACUGUGCGCGGCCGGCUGCGCGGUGGGGCGCUCGGGGCUCGGGAGCCGACUCCGCGACUGACCGCGAGGGGGCCGCUCAGUUCGAGAGCGGGCGGUGCACGUGGGGGUCGUGUAGGCGGAGCUCGCGUUGGCACCGGUACGAAACGAUGGCGACUUUUGUGGCUCGGGUGUUUCAAAACUGGCGUGUAUCUGCUUCACAAGCAGCUUUCAACCAGGCGAGAAAUGCAUCAGUGCUUUGUAAGAGAUUGGAGUUCAAGGAAUAUGGAGAUCCCAUGGAAGUUAUAUCAAAAGUCGAGGAAGAAAUCAGCGAUGACCUCCAGCCCAAUGAGGUGCUGGUCAAGAUGUUGGCCGCUCCGCUGAACCCUGCCGACAUCAACACCGUGCAGGGCAAGUACGCCGUGAAGCCCGACUCCUUCCCGGCCGUGCUGGGUAACGAGGGUGUUGGUGAGGUGCUGGCCUGCGGCAGCAAGGUGAAACACACGGGCGUCGGUGACUGGGUGAUCCCGUUCCUCAACCAGUUCGGCACGUGCCGCAGCCACGCCAUUGCUCCCGAGGACGAUGUUGUUAAGAUUCGGAAGACGGUGCCGCUCGUGGAGGCGGCCACCAUGUCUGUCAACCCGUGCACCGCCUUCCGCAUGCUCAACGACUUCGUGACGCUAGAUGACAACGACGUGGUGAUUCAGAACGGAGCCAACAGCGCCGUCGGCCAGGCCGUCAUUCAGAUGUGCCGUGUCUACGGGUACCGGUCAGUGAACAUUGUCCGAUCACGGGACGACCUGGACGAACUGAAGGAGUAUCUGACCGGUCUGGGAGCGAACGUGAUUCUCACAGAGGAAGAACUCAGGACCACACAGCUGUUCAAAUCGGGCGAGCUACCGCGGCCGCGGCUGGGGCUCAACUGCGUCGGUGGCGCAUCGGCGACAGAAGUGGCGCGCCAGCUGGCGCCCAGCGGCACUUUGGUCACCUAUGGCGCCAUGAGCCGGGCGCCGCUCACCGUCCCCACAGCACAGCUCAUCUUCAGCGACCUGCGGAUCCGCGGGUUCUGGAUGACGCACUGGACCCGCACCCACAGCGUGUCCAGAGCGCGGUGGGAGAUGCUGGAUGAGAUGCAGACGCUCUGCGAUCAGGGAUACUUUAAAGCCCCGCGACACGAGCUAGUCCACAUCGACGAUUGGCGAGAGGCGGUCCGACGCACCAUGCCCGGUGGAGGCCGAGUCGGCGCCAAACAGAUCCUGAUCUUCGACCGUGACCUGAAGGUGUAGCGCUGCCCCGAGCAAACCACGCGACGGCCCGCCGACCUGUGAUGCUGCCGCCCAGCGGGUGAGCCCGAACUUGAGGUUAGAUUCGUGCCCAGAGAUGGCGCCCCGUGAUACUGCUGUGCGAGUCACCGGUGCGAUUUUGGACUGAGGCGAUUCGCGAUGAAUUGGUGCUCUUGUGAGGCGCUGUCGGGAGAAGUUGUCUUUGUUUUGAAGCGUUUGGUUGGUAUUUUUCCAGCCGCAUAUUGUAUUUCGUUUUUAUAAGGUGAAUGCAGCCCGGUCAUGCGUCACUUUGAGUGUCAUGCCACCUGGCAGUUUUGAGGGAAGAUUUUGUGAAGCGGUAUGAAAUAAACGAUCCAUGCAUGUUGUAA
Molecule: messenger RNA, 1848 nt
Organism: Amphibalanus amphitrite
Lineage: Eukaryota; Metazoa; Arthropoda; Thecostraca; Balanomorpha; Balanidae
Product: enoyl-[acyl-carrier-protein] reductase, mitochondrial-like
Exons: 6
Coding region: 368-1483 (371 amino acids)
Biological process (GO): fatty acid metabolic process
Cellular component (GO): mitochondrion
Molecular function (GO): trans-2-enoyl-CoA reductase (NADPH) activity
Source: RefSeq, a predicted model, not a curated record